Morchella sextelata is the source of this 591-nucleotide messenger RNA. RefSeq lists its product as uncharacterized. NCBI's taxonomy places the organism in Eukaryota, Fungi, Ascomycota, Pezizomycetes, Pezizales, Morchellaceae. The coding region runs from base 1 to 591 and encodes 196 amino acids. The record is from RefSeq and is a predicted model, not a curated record. The transcript has 7 exons.
AUGCCCACCACACCGAGUGAAGCGAUGGUGGUACGGGACCGUUUCACGAUCGAGAAGUGGUCUAGGAAGAAGCCGGAGGAGGAGGGUGACUUUUCUUGCCCUGGCUCCCUCCAUAGUGAUACUCCCCCUACAUGCCAACAUCUAUCUCAUCUGGCGAGUGUUACCGGGUUCGUGGUUAUGGGCGGCUGGAUGUACGUUCGGUGGAUGGUGAUGGUUGUGGGUGUACGAUCUGGACGUGGAUUGAAGGAUCGUGGGUCUUUCAAAGGGAUGUGUACUCUACAUGAUUCUGAGGAUUUGCACGUACAGCAAGGAGAGACAGCUAUCUUUGUCCGAGCCCGUACAGCAGUACAGUACUACCUGGCUGCACAGAAACCUUUUUUGCAGUCCGGUGGAUCAAUACAUCCAAGAUACAGGGCUAGGGGUCUCUUCUGGGUUUCUCCGUUUGAUGUACUCGAAAUAUCCAAGCGCCAAUCAACGUCCUCUCUCCCCUCUGUCUCUAGAUUCCCUACUUAUGUCGGUGCGGUGAGCGAGCAGCUAUCAGGACAGCGAGAGGCAGUAGUGGCUUCACUUUUAUCUAUGGUUUGGGUUUGA